GCGCAGCCGGUGCGGGGCGGGCCGCGGCGGCGGGAGGGGAGAGGCAGGCUCCGCCGGCACACGCCGCUGCUGGCAGGGGGCCGAGCGCGCGCGAGGAGCCGCCGCCGCCGCCGCUCGGGGUCGCCUGCAGCCCCAGAUUCCCGAGCGCUCGGCUGGCAUGGCAGCCGCCUCCGCGCCGAGCCCCGCGGCCAGCUAGGGGGGCCCCCCUCCCCGCCCCCGCCCCCGCCCCCGCCCCCGGCCCAGACCGUCGGAUCCCGUUGGACUCUGCGCCCUGGGGACGCGUCGCCUCCCGGCUGGAGACCCCUCCACCUGGACCGCGAUCCCAGCCCUGGCCAUUUCCCCCGCGCGCCGUGGCCACGCUCGCCGCUGCCCAUCCUUUGGCCUCUUUCCCACCAGUGGGCUCCUGUCUCCAGUCCCUUCUCUUCCUGCCUUCCUCGCCCCCGCCCUUCGGCUCCCUAGCCGGGGUUUUAGUCGCUCUCCCUCUCCGGCUCCUGUCACUUGGAACCAGUGUCAGCGCCGCUAUCUCCGGGUCCAGCCGCUUCACAGCCAGUGCCAUCCCACAGGUGUCUCUACGUCUGGCCUUCAUCCGUCGGUCCCUCCUGGGGCCGGAACUGACCAUGCCCAGCGGCUGCCGCUGUCUACAUCUCAUGUGCCUGCUGUGCAUCCUGGGGGCAACCAGCCAGCCUGCCAAAGCGGAUGACUGCAGCUCUCACUGUGACCUGGCCCACGGCUGCUGUGCUCCCGACGGCUCCUGCAGGUGUGACCCAGGCUGGGAGGGGCUGCACUGCGAGCGCUGUGUGAGGAUGCCUGGCUGCCAGCACGGUACCUGCCACCAGCCCUGGCAGUGCAUCUGCCACAGUGGCUGGGCAGGAAAGUUCUGUGACAAAGACGAGCACAUCUGUACUUCACAGUCACCCUGUCAGAACGGAGGCCAGUGUGUGUACGACGGCGGUGGCGAGUACCACUGUGUGUGCCUGCCAGGCUUCCAUGGGCGCGGCUGUGAGCGCAAGGCUGGGCCUUGUGAGCAGGCAGGCUCCCCAUGCCGGAAUGGCGGCCAGUGCCAGGACAACCAAGGUUUUGCCCUGAACUUCACGUGCCGCUGCUUGGCAGGAUUCAUGGGUGCCCACUGUGAGGUCAAUGUGGAUGACUGCCUGAUGCGACCCUGUGCUAAUGGUGCCACGUGUAUUGACGGCAUAAACCGCUUUUCCUGCCUCUGCCCUGAGGGCUUUGCUGGACGCUUCUGCACCAUCAACCUGGAUGACUGUGCCAGCCGCCCGUGCCAGAGAGGGGCCCGCUGUAGGGACCGCAUCCAUGACUUUCACUGCCUGUGCCCCAGUGGCUACGGAGGCAAGACUUGUGAGCUUGUCUUACCUGCUCCAGACCCAGCCACGACGGGAACCCCACAGACACCCACCGCAGCUGCGGUUGCACCUGCUACGGGGCCAGCCCCUCACAGUGCAGGGGCAGGCCUGCUGAGGAUCUCAGUGAAGGAGGUGGUGCGGAGGCAGGAGACUGGGCUAGGUGAGUCUAGCCUGGUGGCCCUGGUGGUGUUCGGGUCCCUUACUGCUGCUCUGGUCCUGGCCACUGUGUUGCUGACCCUGAGGGCGUGGCGCCGGGGCAUAUGGCCCACUGGACCCUGUUGUUACCCAGCCCCACACUAUGCCCCAGCUCGGCAGGACCAGGAGUGUCAGGUUAGCAUGCUGCCAGCAGGGUUCCCUCUGCCACCAGACCUGCCCCCAGAGCCUGGUAAGACCACAGCGCUGUGAUGGAAGCGGCGGGGGGGCUUUCGGGCCCCCUUGCUCAUUUCCUUCACACCUCAGACUGUAGCGGUCCUUUCUCAGCGGCUCUCCACUUUGGUACAGCCAUCCAGGGGAUUUCAGCCUCACACCAGAAAUACUAUUUUUUUAAAAACACAGGAUGCCAGAUAGGAAUUUUAUCAAAUAAAAUUAUUAAAAUGCAA
This is a messenger RNA of Meriones unguiculatus (Mongolian gerbil), 1960 nucleotides long. It is a transcript of the gene Dlk2, whose product is annotated as delta like non-canonical Notch ligand 2. Gene Ontology annotation, biological process: establishment or maintenance of epithelial cell apical/basal polarity; heterophilic cell-cell adhesion. The record is from RefSeq and is a predicted model, not a curated record. Gene Ontology annotation, cellular component: protein-containing complex; plasma membrane. NCBI's taxonomy places the organism in Eukaryota, Metazoa, Chordata, Mammalia, Rodentia, Muridae. The transcript has 6 exons. Gene Ontology annotation, molecular function: calcium ion binding. The coding region runs from base 618 to 1766 and encodes 382 amino acids.